UUAACCUGUUCUGCAAGACCAAGGAGUAUCAUAGUCUACAGAAUGGCAGAGCAGAAAGAACGCUCGGACAGCAUCUAUAGCUACUGUCUGUGGGAAGUUUUAAACCAAUGCCUGUGUAGCCGAAUGUUCAUCUCAGUCUUUUCACUAGCCGUGCAUUUGGAUCAAGAUACCUUUAGGACUAUUUUUGCCAUACAGUUUGCUGCUGUGAUUUAAUCUGGACACGGCUGAAAGUUUGAUUUUCAAAUGCGAAAAGUAGAUGAGCAGGCUGCGCCAUAAGAAUCCUAACCUAAAGAGCCUGUCACCUGAGGUGCAUUCUUCAGAUAAGGUAGUGUCCUCGCUCAACGACAUCGCCUAGAUUACCUACUCGGUCGACGUCAGGUGUUCAAGUAAUUUGGUUUAUGUAGCCUAAUAUUUGGUUUGAUAGCUUACUUAAUUACACAGGGGAACACUAGUCUACUCUAACCAAAGGGUAGCUAAACAUGGAUUGUUUUUAAGAGACAUUUUCUGUAAAAUAAAGAACCGACUUGUUUGGCUAUAUCAAGACCUGCACAGUGAGAUCUGAGAAUUUAACCAUGGGGGGUUGUUGGAGAUGGUGUCAACGGAGCUGUGUGUGUUUCCUCACCGAAGAGGAAAGACGGGCCAUCUUUAUAGACAUGGAAAUUCAAAAAAUCCUCAAAGACCAGAAAAAGCGAGAACGCAAAGAAAUAAAAGUACUACUUCUUGGGACUGGAGAAAGUGGCAAAACAACAUUCAUCAAACAAAUGAGAAUCAUCCAUGGCAAGGGCUACUCUGAGGAGGACAGACGAGCAUUUGCUAAGUUGGUUUUUCAGAAUGUUUUCACAGCUGUAAAGGCCAUGACUGGAGCCAUGACUGCACUCAGGAUUCCCUAUGCAAACCCACAGAAUGCGAUGUAUGCUAAGUGGGUACAAGAUGUGGACAUCAGACAGGUCACUCAGUUAGACAGAGGUUAUGUGGAUGCUAUUCAGCAUCUGUGGGCAGACACUGGAUUCAGGGUCUGCUAUAGUCGCCGUCGUGAGUACCAGCUUCUGGACUCCACUGAAUACUUCAUGACAAAUCUUGAGCGUAUAGCUGGCCCUGACUACAUCCCUACUGCUCAAGAUGUCCUUCGGGUCAGAGUGCCCACUACGGGCAUCAAUGAUUAUUCCUUUAGUGUUGAGAGGAUAACACUCAGGAUUGUGGAUGUGGGUGGACAGAAGUCGGAGCGACGUAAGUGGAUCCAUUGCUUUGAGAAUGUGACGUCCCUCAUAUUUUUGGCCUCCCUCAGCGAGUAUGACCAGCGGUUGGAGGAAAAUGAUAUAGAUAACCGCAUGGAGGAGAGCAUGACCCUGUUUUACACCACCAUCCACUCGCCCUGGUUCAUCAGUGCCUCCAUUAUACUCUUUCUCAACAAGAAGGACAUCCUGGCCGAAAAAAUCCAGACUUCUGACCUACAAACAUACUUUCCAGGGUUUACAGGAAGGAGACGUGAUGCUCAGGCAGCCAUGGACUACAUCUGCGGGAUGUAUAAGCAGCAGGGCAACAGCCGAGAAGACAAGAAGGAACGCAAAAACAUCUAUUCCCACUUCACCUGUGCCACAGACACUAACAACAUCCGUAUGGUGUUCAACGAUGUGAAGGACACAGUGCUGAUCAAAUCAUUGGCUGAAUAUGGGGUCAUUUGAGGGCUGGGACUUGAGUGUGAAUGUCUAUUUCUUUUAUUCUAAAACCACUUUCCCUGUUUUCCUGUUUUCAUACACUGGAUAUAGAUUUAAUUAGACAAAGCAUAUAUAUAUAUAUUGUCUAAUUUGUCAGUGAGCCAACCAAAAUAGUAAUUGUGCAAACAUACAAACUGAACUGAGGCAAUGGAUGUUUUACACAAAACUUCUAAUGAAUUCAUUACUUUGUUUCACUAGGGAGCCCCUAUUUUUUUCUUUCUUUUUUUAUGUUACUGGUGUGCAUAAGAAAGUGUCUGGUAAUCACUGGAAAAGUUUUUUUAAUGUUUUGCCUAUGACCUCUUAGGGGCUCUGAGUUUUUGGUGAGCACGAGAAAAUUCUGGUGCGCAUGUGAAAGAAACUGGAAAACAUUUUUUGCACAUGCCCCUUCAGGGGCGCUGUAGUUUCAGACAAAACGGCUCAAGUAUUUAAUUCAGUUUUGCAAAGCUGCACAUUUUGAACAUUGCAUAUUAUAAUUAUCAGGAAAUCUACCUGCUUUUUUGGUCACCAAAAAAAACAAAAAAUCAAUGCUAUUGUCAUACAGUUCCUAAACUGAACCUGUUGUAGUGCCUUCCAUUGCACUAGGCUACAAUAUAAUAUUUUUUUCCUUGGAUUUUUAGAAUCAAAUAAAUAUUUGGAUAACAUUAUGUGCUACAAAGGUAACAUGAAUGUAUAGGGCCCUCAUUUAAAUGACAGUUGAAGUGCAAAGUCAGCCAGUGAGUCAAGUAUCUCAUGCAUGGACUAAAGCUAUUGUGUGGAAUGUGUUGAGCAUUUUUUGCAUAGGGCCUUGCUCAUGAUAUUAAAGGGGAACUUGGCAACUAUUUCAAUGUAAUAAACCCGUUUAGAAAUCA
Messenger RNA from Alosa sapidissima (American shad), 2563 nucleotides. Its product is annotated as guanine nucleotide-binding protein subunit alpha-11-like. The record is from RefSeq and is a predicted model, not a curated record. Gene Ontology annotation, biological process: phospholipase C-activating dopamine receptor signaling pathway; action potential; adenylate cyclase-modulating G protein-coupled receptor signaling pathway. NCBI's taxonomy places the organism in Eukaryota, Metazoa, Chordata, Actinopteri, Clupeiformes, Clupeidae. Gene Ontology annotation, cellular component: heterotrimeric G-protein complex. Bases 573 to 1682 code for a protein of 369 amino acids. The transcript is spliced from 8 exons. Gene Ontology annotation, molecular function: G protein-coupled receptor binding; GTPase activity; guanyl nucleotide binding.